AUGGCGCGUAGUGAAGCCCUGACGGUAGGGCGGGGCGACCGCAAACGCGAUGAGGCGGCUCAGGGUCGAUAUGUCUCUAUUGUUCCCAUCCUCGGCGUUCGGCGUAAAAGGCACGUUACUAGAGUUAUCGAUAAAAGACGUAUAUCGAUACCGAUAGAGCACGUUCGCGACAGAGAACUCAUUCGCAACGGCGCAGCGUCUACGAAACUCCGUCUCGAAAAUUCCGAACGCUCGCUCGCUCCAUUGUGUCGAAAAGUGUGGGGCCCGCGAAAUGCACUCCCCGCCUCGGGCCGUAAUCCACUUACGCACACAUGCGCGCCCGUAAUGCGUGAACCGGCCGACAUCUCCCGCGGCGCACAUGUGACUCCGGCAUCAGUCACCAGCCGUCCCUUGUCAAGGCUCGCUAUCGGGCGCGCCCAGGGCUGCCACUCACAAAAACUCCUAGCCGAUGUCACGAAAGACGCGUUCUCGCCGCGCCCAAUACGAGGUCGAAUGUCUCGUCUGCUGGUACCGAUCGAGUUUCACAAGUGGCUGAGUCGCGGCGCCGCUAACGUGGUAGUGUUUGCUCUUACGCGAGCGUGCGACGUUAUCUCAACACCAACAUGGACCGGUCUUAGCAGCGGACGAAGCGGGCGCGCCAGUAACCGCCGGGGGCGGGCCGGCGCGUUAGCGCACGCGAUGUUUGCGGCGUUCGCGUCGCGGCGGGAAACGCGGGAAACCGAAUCGAGUAUGCCCGAUUUGAAUGCUCCGAAAUUCGAAUUAGGAACGGUCGCCCGCCUGUCCGAU
This is a messenger RNA of Iphiclides podalirius (scarce swallowtail), 786 nucleotides long. NCBI's taxonomy places the organism in Eukaryota, Metazoa, Arthropoda, Insecta, Lepidoptera, Papilionidae. The record is from the annotation of a GenBank genome assembly.